CGAAGAUAGGUCAGUAGAGCAGCAUCGGCAGUGGAUUAUAAACCAUGUAUACGCUCUUUUAAAGGAUUAUCAUGUAAAACGUUACGAAGGAUUUUUACGAUCUAUUUUAGAUUUUCUUAUUAUGUAUGGAUUUUUCACUUCGAAAGAUUUGAAUAUAAUAAAGGACAAAAUGAAAGUUGAUUCGAAAACAUCCAUAAGUAGUGUAAGAAUGGACGAUGAUUCAGAAAAACAACAUGUCUUAUUUGAAUCACCAAUACCUGAACUCUCAGAGGAAACUCAAAAUUAUUGUCGGGCACGUUUCUUUCAUUCGCUUGGUGAAUUGUGUGCCAUCCGUUCCUUAGACAAUGAAACAUCUUACCAUCGAAAUAGUACCGUGAAUGACGGUGGAACAUGGGCUUAUCAUGCUGUAAACUUAAUGAAAAGGUUUUAUGAUGAUUCUCGAAUAGAGCCACUGAUCAUUUUAAGUGAUAAAGCUCAACAAAUCAAGAAUGAUGUAAUUAUACUCUUACAAGAAAUUGCCAGUAAGGCGCCAAUAAAAACUUCGAAAAAUGAUUCCACACGUACCUUACAACACAAAGGUUUUAUAUUACUGUUUUCUUUUUCAAUUCUCGCAUUGUACAUUGAACCAGAUGAGGCCAUGAACGCGUUGCAGGAUUUACGAGUUUGCUACGUUAGGAUGUUUGGCAAAAUAGGAAAGUCUUCAAAAAAAUCGAAAAAAAACAAUGAAACUGAUCAAGAUAUGCAUAAUCCUGUUGAUGUGAUUGUAGAUAUUCUACUUGGAUUUCUUGCGAAACCAUCAUCAUUUUUACACAAUAUGUCAGAACAAACAUUUAAUAUUUUUUGUGGCGAUAUAACAAAAUCAUCAUUUGAUGUAAUGAUUGAACUUUUAAACAAGAAAAAUGAUAAUGAAGAUGAACUUGUUGAAACAAUUGACAAUGACAAUGAAGACGAUCAAAUGAUGGAUGUGGAUUAUAAUGAUAAAAACAGUAAUAAAGAACUAGAUGAUAGCGAAGACGAUCGAAUAACGGAUGAUGACUAUGAUGAUAAAAACAGUGAUAAUGAAGACGAUCAAAUAAUGGAUGAUGAUAAAAGCA
This is a messenger RNA of Scutellospora calospora, 1094 nucleotides long. NCBI's taxonomy places the organism in Eukaryota, Fungi, Glomeromycota, Glomeromycetes, Diversisporales, Gigasporaceae. The record is from the annotation of a GenBank genome assembly.